Molecule: messenger RNA, 1533 nt
Organism: Plectropomus leopardus (leopard coralgrouper)
Lineage: Eukaryota; Metazoa; Chordata; Actinopteri; Perciformes; Serranidae
Gene: mmadhca
Product: metabolism of cobalamin associated Da
Biological process (GO): cobalamin metabolic process
Cellular component (GO): mitochondrion
Source: RefSeq, a predicted model, not a curated record
GUCCCUCGUCACUUUCCGUUGUUGUUUUGCGAUAGCAUCGAGUUGUGGACGUGCUAGUUGACAGGUUAAUAUUAACAGAAGAAGAAUACAAGCAAUAAUGUCGAGUAGUAUUCUGUGUGGUCGAGGCCGGUGGGUCCUAUCGAAGGCCGCUGGCCAUCAAGCAUUCCCUGCUCUCCGAGUCGGAAGAACCAGAACCUUCUCUGCUGCAAGCUCAGACGAGCCUUACACAGCUGUAUCCCCCACAGACUCAGGUCCCAGGACUGUGUGGCCUGAUGAGAACAUGGGACCAUUUGGACCUCAGGACCAGCGCUUUCAGUUGCCAGGUAACGCAGGCUUUGACUGCCACCUAGAGGGCAUGGGAAACCAGAAGAGGACACCAGUGCAAAGGACAGUACCCGAUGUACUGACGGCCCCAAGCAGCAUAGAGAGACACCAGUUCAUACUGGCCCAGUUUGUUAAUGAGUUCCAGGGUACCCUGGGUACUAUAGACAUGCGAGUUCACAAAGCCGAGCAAUACUUUAACCAGACGGACACAGACUGCUCGAUAAAUUCCUGCCCUGAACUGUUAAGAAAAGAUCUUGAGCUCAUGUUCCCCUCAGCGCCCACCUCCUCCAUCACGGUAGUGACGGUCACUCAGAGUAACAGUUGGUGUGAGGAGGCAGCAGAGCUGGACAGAGACCAGCUGCUCCACAGAUUUGUGAGCGGAGCAAAGGAAAUGUGUUUCGCUCUGUGGACUGCAGGCUACUGGGCAGACUUCAUCGACCCAACAACAGGAGAAGCUUUCUUUGCAUCUCCAUCAAGUCAACCCAAACUGCGGACAGAGGAUGAACUGAGAGAUUUGGGUUUCCACAUCGAGGUGUCGGGCUCCUGCACAGUUAUUCGCCACAUCCUGAGAGGAACACCUUUGUUUGUGGGGACUGUUUUCACCAAUGCACCCACUCACAGUGCUGCUAUUGCAAGACUACAAGGACUUUCAAAUGUACUUGCUGAUGAAGAAUAGGCUUUUUUAAAUUUAAUAUUCCACGGAACUAAAUCCAAACAAAGCCUCUAUUUAUGGGUUGAAGAAGCUUGGAUCUUGAUAUAUGGUAGUGUCGGUACACUGUUGUAUCAGUGAAAGGUUGUGAAAAGUUUGUCUUACUGUAACAAGGACUCGACUGAGACCCUAAUAUAGACAUUGAUGCUGUGUCUAACUGACAAGAGGUCAACCUGCACAACAUCCAGAGAGAAACACACACUCGCUGCUGUGAGAAGAGUUCUGACGACAAAUAAAAGGCAUUUCAGCAUGUAGUGUGAAAAGUUUGUAGACAAUGUUGACACUGUAGACGGUGACAUCUGUGUUUUAUGAUAUUUGAACCACAGAUGUGAAAUGAAAAAACCCACUUAUCAGGUCAAUAACUUUUCAUACAAACAUGUACAGUGUUGAUUUUUUGUUUGUUUUUUUGUUGCUCAUAAUGUAAAGAAAUGGAUUCUUUUUCAGUUCAAGCACUACAGUUGUGACAGAACUGCUGCAAAUAAAGUGACUUCUCAUCAGGC